Messenger RNA from Prunus armeniaca (apricot), 1605 nucleotides. Lineage: Eukaryota; Viridiplantae; Streptophyta; Magnoliopsida; Rosales; Rosaceae. The record is from the annotation of a GenBank genome assembly.
AUGGGCAGAAAGAAGAAAUUCAUCGACAAGAAAAAGUCGGCGACCUUCCAAUUACUCGCCCGAGACUCGUCCGAUCCCAACUACGAUGACUCGCCCGGCAGCGACCGAGUCUUUAUCCGAGUUGACAACAGCAGCUACCCCGUUGAUGCCUUAUUCCCUGAAGAUAAUCCUCACGACGCCUCCGGUGCCGGCGGAUACGACGACGAUCCCAAUUCGAUAUUCGCUGAUGCACCUGAGGAUGACGGCGGUGGGCAGGACUAUGGUCAAGUUUCCGGGUACUCGGCGGCUCCAUCAGCACCUCAGCCAUUGCCGGACCACGUUAGGAGGGAGAUUCUGGAGCUAGGGUUUCCUGACGACGGUUACAACUACUUGCUACAUAUGAGAGAGAUUAGGAGUACUUCUACAGUUUAUCACAAUUCCAAGGCUAAGCUCGAUCAGCUUCCUCAUGAUGUAAAGGCAUAUGAUGCUUCAAGAGUGCGCAUUUCUGAAAAUGAGGCUCCGAAUGAGAAGGUGAUUUACAGUGUGGCUUCUAAGACGGUUAAUGUAAGGGUUCAGAAAGCGGCUGAUCCAGAAGUAUCUGCAUUGCUUGAUGAUAGUGAUCUUUCACGGUUUGGUUCUGAUAUUGAGGACUUGGAAGAAGAUUUCGUUGUUCAGGCUAACCUUGCCGCAGAAAAGGAGGGGGAGGAGGAGGAGGAGGACGUGUGUGUAGAUAAUGGGCCAAAUAUUGUUGAGCAAUCUGAGAACAAAAAUGUGAGAAAUGAAACAAACGGAGUUGGAACAAAUAGCGUUGAGGGAGCAAAGGAUAACUCUGUGGCUGAAAAGCCACGAGUUCAUCGCCUCUUGGACGAGCAAUUUGAUUUACUUGUGAGUCAGGAAUAUGCCAGUGAUGACGAAAAUGAUGAUGAUUAUGGCUAUGUAGCCGAAGAAGAUGAGACCCUUGCAGAGAAGCUCAAACAUGCCACCCUGAAUGGCCAUGCGAGGGAUGACUUAGAAUUGGACGGCGGUUAUAAGGCCCCUGCAGAUUUGCUGCGUGAUAAUGAGACAGUAAAAACGAAAGAGCUAGUGGACUCUGCUAGUGAGGUUAUUCGGCGCUGUGCCGAGUAUGCUGAGAAAUAUGAGAAUGAAGAUAAAGAUGCAGACUUGGUCAUUGUGGAGGAAUCUAGUGAUGAAUCAGAAGUGUGGGACUGCGAGACCAUUGUUUCUACAUAUUCAAAUCUUGAUAAUCACCCUGGGAAAAUCGAAGCUCCAGGAGUAGCUAGAAGGAAGAAGCUUUCUGAAACUGUUUCUGGAGCCUUGGGUUCUGCCAAUCAUGUGAUAACCCUUCGAGGGAAAGAGAGACUGCCUGUGGACUUCUUGCCUCGUAGUAAAAAACCUGCUACAGAGAAGGUGAAAGAUGUAGGUGCCUUGAAAACUGAGCAGCAUAAAAGGAAGCAACAUGGUAUGGAGUCAAAGGAGGAGAAGAAAGAGCGAAAGGCUGCUGUCAAGGAGGAAAGGCGUGAAGCACGCCGUACCAAGAAAGAAAUAAAGGAACUUUACAAGGGUGAAGCACAGCAUGCUCAGAGAGUAGCUGCUAUAUCUGGCCCUUCUUCUAUUCAUCUUAUGUGA